UUUUAGAGAGAGAGAGAGAAAGAAAGAUAGAGAGAGAGAGAGACAAAAGGAUUCAGACAGACAGCGGCGUCGUCUCCCUUUCUCUCUCCACCAUUGUCUGUCGAUUUCUACCGCCACUGACUUUUCUCCGAUCGCAAUUCUUACUUUUCUUUCACCUCUUCCUCAACCCAACCCCACUGUCUCUUUCUCCAUCCAUAGCUCGAAUUUUGACUUUCUUUUGAGUUUCUCACUCCUCCCGUCAGAGGAGGAGGAGGAGGAAGAGGAGCAGAAUUUCGAUUUUUGUUUGUUUGUUUGUUUCUACGUAUAAAUUGAAUUUCUUCUCCUCGAUUUCGAACAGAGUCUUGAUUUUACUCAAGAAAUCGAAUGCCUGACUGAAUUCAGUUCAAUGAAGUUGCAGCAGAAAUGGCGGAUCAGUGGCGUAGGGCAGCCUCCAUUAUUGUACUGUUCUUCUUCUUCUUCUUCGAUUUCGCCGUUCAGCAGCAGCAGCAGAUAUUUCAGACGUCUUGGCAGGAAAGGCUGUCGUUGAUUCAAUUGAGAUCUUCGUUAGGAAUUAGGGCUCGCGAUUGGCCGGUGAAAUCCGACCCCUGCGCAUCCUGGCGCGGCAUCCAAUGCUUUAACGGAAGCGUUACGGCGAUCAACGUCGCCGGAUUCCGCCGUACGCGGCAGGGGAAUUUGAAUCCCCAAUUUUCCGUCGACGCUCUCCGCAACCUCACUCGGCUAUCGUCUUUCAACGCAUCGAAUUUCGCCCUCCCCGGCCGGAUUCCCGCCUGGUUAGGCCUGCAGCUUAAUGCCCUCAAGGUGUUCGACGUAAGGUCUUCUUGGAUUUCCGGCGAUAUUCCGAUUACUCUUGGGAACUUAUCUUCGUUAACUGAAUUAUACCUGUCAGAUAACAAUCUUACCGGCGUAAUUCCGGCGAGUUUAUCUCAGCUUCUUAGAAUCUCUGUUCUUGAUCUUUCCGGCAACUCGUUGACAGGCUCGAUUCCUUCUGGAUUUGGGAGGCUGUCUAUGCUGCAGACGUUGAAUCUUUCCGGCAAUGCCUUGUCGUCGUCGAUCCCUCCGCAGCUCGGCAAUCUUUCGAGGCUUGUUGACCUCGAUCUCGGAUUCAAUUCGCUGUCGGGGGCAUUGCCGAUUGAAUUCCGCAAUCUGACGAGCUUGCAGCGUAUGAUUCUCGGUGAUAAUUUGAUCGCCGGGGAGCUGCCAGACGAUUUGUUUCCUCGGUUGACCCGUUUGCAGUCUCUGGUUUUGCGGCGCAAUCGUUUUAGCGGGGAUUUGCCGCACGUGGUGUGGUCGAUUCCUACUUUGGAAUUGCUCGACGUGUCGGGGAAUAUGUUUACUGGCAUGCUGCCAAAUGUCGGGUCGAAUGCUGUCGCCGCGACGGCAUUGGCGAACAUUUCUUGGAAUUUGUUCUACGGGAAUGUUACGCCAGCGAUCGCGCGGUUCGGAUUCGUUGACAUUUCGGGAAACUAUUUUGAAGGCUCGGUUCCAAUUUUCGCACGUGGCGGCGGCAAUGCGUCUCUCGUGAAGAAUUGCCUCCGAAACACGCCGAGUCAGAGGGGCGUUGCGGAAUGCGCCUCAUUUUAUGCCGACAGGAAUUUGGUUUUCGAUAAUUUCGGAAACCCGAACCCGGCGCAGCCUCCGCCGCCUGGAUCGAAGAAGAAGAGCAACAGCUCGACGAUCAUCUAUGCAUCGGUUUUCGGAGGCGUCGGGCUUCUUUUGCUCGUGUUUGUUCUGAUUUUGAUUGUCGUCGUUGCGUGGAAGCGCCGGAGUGGUGCGUCGAACCAGAGGGGGAUAAGCGUCGGGCCCGUUCCCCCCGGUGGGAGUCCUUCGCCCCCCGGUUUGCCGUCGAACCUUUCGACUGUCGGCGAUGCGUUUACGUACCAACAGAUUCUUCAAAUGACGGGAGAAUUCAACAACGAGAAUCUGAUCAAGAGAGGUCGAACGGGGGAUUUCUUCGACGGGGUUCUUGAAGGAGGACUUAUGGUGGUCGUCAAAAGGAUCGAAUUGAAUUCGUCGUCGGUCAAGAAGGAGUCGUCGUACAUGUCAGAAUUGGAUCUUUUCAGCAAGAUUACGCACCCUAGAUUGGUCCCUUUCUUAGGGCACUGCUUGCUGAAUGAGAAUGAGAAGUUUCUCGUCUACAAACGCAUGCCGAACGGCGACCUAUCCAGCGCAUUGUUCAAGAAAAUGACAUCCGGUGACGGUUUGAAGUCUUUGGAUUGGAUCACACGACUCAAAAUCGCUAUCGGAGCUGCCGAGGGCCUCUCCUAUCUCCACCAUGAAUGCUCGCCACCGCUCGUCCAUCGGGAUGUUCAAGCCAGCAGUAUACUACUUGAUGAUCGAUAUGAAGUUCGAUUAGGAAGUUUGGGCGGAGUUUGCGCUCAAGAAGGCGAUUCACAUCAGAAUAGAAUCACUAGAUUGCUACGGUUGCCACAGUCGUCCGAGCAAGGUAUUUCGGGCAACGCUAACGCAUCGUGCGCGUACGACGUCUACUGCUUUGGGAAGGUCCUACUCGAGCUCGUAACUGGAAAGCUUGGAAUAAGUUCGAAUUCGAGUUCGUCGGCGGACCCCGCCGUCAAGGAGUGGCUCGACAAAACUCUCCCAUACAUCAGCAUCUACGACAAGGAGCUCGUCACCAACAUCAUCGACCCGUCGUUAAUCAUCGACGAGGAUCUUCUCGAGGAGGUUUGGGCGAUGUCGAUCGUCGCGCGGUCGUGCCUCAACCCCCGCCCCGCCCGCCGCCCCCUCAUGCGGUACAUCCUCAAGGCCCUCGAAAAUCCUCUAAAGGUAGUCCGGGAAGAGCACGGCGGCAGCUCCACCCGGCUCCGGACAGCCUCGUCCCGAAGCUCGUGGAACGCCGCCGCCGUCUUCGGCAGCUGGCGGCACAGCUCCUCCGACGUGGCGGCAGCUCCCGCCGUCCUGUCCCGACGAGGAGUCGAACCCGCCGGCAGUUUUAAGCAGUCGGUGACAACGACAGGGUCGCAGGGAAGCGGGCAUAUCGGAGACGGGAACGGGGUUUCGCCGUCGAGUAGGCGGAAUUCGAAGGAGAUAUUUCCCGAGCCCGUCGAGGAGGAUCGGGAAAACGAUCGGGGUUGACGUCGACGUGAUUCUGGUCGAUCUUUUUUUCGAAUAAUGCGGUCUGCUCGACUCCGGCGAUGCUCGGGAGGUAGUAUUUCUAUGUACAUUCUCGAUUCUUUUCGGAUAAAGGGGUUCGGGUUUUCGGGUCGGGUGGGGUUUGGGGAGAGGGAGAGCUGCCAUUGUUGUGGAAAUGAAGGCUUUUUUUUUUGUUGUUGGCUGAAUUCGGACAGGAGAGAUUGAUUCAGAUUGUGUUGGAUUUAGUCGUUGGUUGUUGUUGUUUUUGUUUGGUGAAUUUUAGGGUGUCUUCGAUUCGAAAGAAGCUAUGAUUCUUUGCUUUAGUCUUUUUGGGACUUUUUGGCCGUUGGCGAAGUUGAACUGUAAAUUUAUUUUAUUUUUUUGUUGUGCUAUAAUUUCAAAGCAUAUGUUGGGAGGCUUUCUUUUCAUA
Messenger RNA from Andrographis paniculata, 3517 nucleotides. RefSeq names its product probable LRR receptor-like serine/threonine-protein kinase At2g16250. The transcript is spliced from 4 exons. Gene Ontology annotation, molecular function: receptor serine/threonine kinase binding; protein kinase activity; ATP binding. The record is from RefSeq and is a predicted model, not a curated record. Gene Ontology annotation, biological process: protein phosphorylation. The coding region runs from base 403 to 3090 and encodes 895 amino acids. NCBI's taxonomy places the organism in Eukaryota, Viridiplantae, Streptophyta, Magnoliopsida, Lamiales, Acanthaceae.